AUGCAUGAUACGGAUACCCAGACGACUUUCAACCUGGUCCCCUUGGCAAGCUCCGCGAGAGUUCUUGCGCCUGGUAUACCAUUGGUCAUUGGCCACCAGAAAAAAAGACAACAAGAAAUAAGGGUGGCUAGGAGACGACAGGACACCAGGUCAACACUUCAACAACGGUCCAGUGGCGGUCGUCCGACGAUCCCCUUCAUCCACUACGGUGCAGGUAUCACGGUAAACAAGUUGCGGUCCCCAAGCGUACCAUUGGCUCCGCGGGGACUGCCAGUAGUCAACGGGGGACGGGACUGGGCCGUUUGGACAAGCUUCUUGUGGGGUUGGGUUUAG
Colletotrichum tamarilloi is the source of this 333-nucleotide messenger RNA. RefSeq lists its product as uncharacterized. The record is from RefSeq and is a predicted model, not a curated record. NCBI's taxonomy places the organism in Eukaryota, Fungi, Ascomycota, Sordariomycetes, Glomerellales, Glomerellaceae. Bases 1 to 333 code for a protein of 110 amino acids. The transcript has a single exon.